Molecule: messenger RNA, 2242 nt
Organism: Rhododendron vialii
Lineage: Eukaryota; Viridiplantae; Streptophyta; Magnoliopsida; Ericales; Ericaceae
Exons: 2
Coding region: 1-1140 (379 amino acids)
Source: RefSeq, a predicted model, not a curated record
AUGGGGAGACGAAAUGUCGUUCGUGUCAAUCUCAGAGAUGGUGCUGCGGUUCGGCAGAAAGACUCUAAUGUCGCCGAGCCUGCGGAGAAAAGACAGAAAAUAACUCACGAUUUUUUUCCAUCUAAGCCGUCAACACCGCUCUUGAGUGACAAAGACAAAACAGAAUCCUCAGCCGCGGGUGGUUCCAGAAUGGUUGAGAAGUCGUUGGGCUCGGCUGGGCCGGUUGGUGUUCCUGAAUUUGCCCCAUCUUAUGCCCUUGCCGAGGGUAGGGUCGUCAAUGUUGAAGACUCGGUGAAGAUGGAGCCAGGAUUAGCCGUUGCCGUGCUUCAAGGGCUGGCUCUUCCUCGUGAUAUGCAGAAGGUACCCGAUGACCUUCAACCGAGCUUGGUGCACGCAAGUGCUUAUUUAGUUCAGGCUGGUCAAGCUCUUCUGCGUGCUUCGAAUAAAGCCGAGCUUGUUUCAGCAGAAAGGUCUCGAUAUCGUGAAGACCUUAAGACCGAACGAGACAAGGUGAAAACUUUGAAGUCCAACUUGAAGGUUGCCAAAGCUCAUGCGGCCGAGCUCGAGGCUGAGAAGGUGGAAUUGGAGGAGAGAGCUAAGAAAGCCGAGCGUGAACUGGGUAAAGUUCUCAGGAGGGAGAAGAGAAAGAUGAAGGAAGUAGAUGGGAAAGCUUAUCAGGCCGGGUUUGACCGGGCGGGUGCCGAGUAUGUGAGGGAAGCCCGUUCCAUGGUUAAUGAUGAGGUCAAGUCGAGAGUUCCAAUUGCCUACCGAACGGGGUAUAAGGACGGUGUGAAGGCCGCGUGUGCUGUUAUGCAGCUGGAGCCGGACUUGAAUUUGACGAAGUCGAUUCCUGCACCUGUCACACCCGAGCUUGUGCUACCGUAUACCGAGGAGGAAUGCGCACCUCUCCCUCCUGAAGAUUUUCCCGACAGUGACGAUGAUGUAGAAGAGGUUUCUGGUGAUGAAGGUGAAACAAGGGCUACCCCACAAACUGCUGUUGGUGCCGGCGGCCAAGUUGAUGACGGUUCUAAGAAAACUGUUGAUGGUGAUGGCGCUGAUGGUGAGCAACAGAAUGUCGAAGGGAAUGCCGAGGCUGGAACUGGAGCUGAUUUUGUCGAGGCUGCUGGAGAUGCUGCUUAAGUUUAAAUAGGGUCAUUGCUUACUUUCAUAUUUUCUGUUGUAAUUGCUCAUUGUGGUUUUUCCUUAUUUGGCCGAGGCUGCUUGAUCCGAGCUAGGAUUCUUCCGUGUCGUAUGUAACUAGGUUUAUGUAAAGCUGAACUCGAAUGAAAGGAUUUUGUAAUGUUUUCAACCUUAUGAGUUGUCUGCAACACUUGUUUCUCUCCUUUUUGAAUGAUGACUUCUGUGUUUGCAAUGUAUUGUCAGACAUGUUCUUGCUUGUUCGUAUCUGUUUUGGGAUUUGUGGUUGACCGUAGCCCCUACUUUGGUGUAUGUAGCCCCCACUUUGGUCUAUGUCCGGCUGAAGCAUAUGGAUGUUGGCUGUGGAUUUGCCGAGCUUAGAACAAAGUAGUGUAGGAGAAUUGUGGAGAGUCUGCCGAGCAUAGUAUUGUGUUCGGCAAUUUUGUGGCCAUCGGUUUGAGUGUUGUUACUUGUGUUUUGUUAUUCUUUUGGUCAUCUUUGCUUACAUGACAUAUAUCCGUGGCCUCCGUAUGGAUCUAUGUACGGCUGGAGCGUAUGGAUAUUCUCUCGUUGUUGUAGUUGAUAGCUAUAGAUUUGCUGAGCCUGGACCAAAAUUUAGUGGAAGUAUGAGAGACUGCCGAGCAUGUAGUUCUGCUUGGUCUUUUAUGUUAGUCUUUUAAAGUGUAUUGAGUGGUGGGGCUUUGUCGAGGUGCAAGCCCCUAGCUAAGUUGGUUGAGUGAUAUGUUUGUGGGUGGUUUGCUCACCAAAAUGCGAGUGUAACCAGGCUUUGGCCGACCUUAGAGUCUUGCCGAGCCGAACCGGAACCAGACUGUUUUGGUUGGCUCGGUGGACCUGAUGUCCGUUGUGCUUCUUUUGGGCAGUAAUAUUGGCCGAAGCGGAGGCAUAGUAGCCGUUUGUGGGUGUGACCGAGGUCAUCGUUUGUGGUCGGCAAGUUUUGCCGAAGAAAAGCACAGAACAAAAAAAAAUUUUUUUUUUUUUUUUUUUUUUUUUUUUUUUUUUUUUUUUUUUGAAGUUUGCAAAUGACAACUGUAAGACAAUUUUUCUUUGAUUUCCCAAACAUGGAAGUACAAGUUGAAAUAAAAAU